CUUGCUGCAUUGCCUUCCUUUCCAGUAGCUGGCAGAUUUUGCAGUGGUCAGUAGGAGCACAGCUCAAACCUUGCUGUGCAUGGCUGGAGAGCUGCCAGUGCUGGCUCUGAAUUCUGAUGGAGACACGAAACCAAAUUUAGGCUUUGAUUACUGCUCUCUUCCAUAGUAAAACAGCCUGUGGCUCAAAGACUUUGAGCUACUCAGGCAAACAUUGGUGGGGAAAAAAAAAAACAGCCGUUCUCUGGUUCUCUCCUUGUGAAUGGGCCUGUGUGAGAGAGCUGGGAAAUGCCUUGUUUUUAGAUGCUUGUCACUUCCCCCCACUCAUUGUGUUUGAGCCACAUUUUUCUCUGCCUCUUCAUGAGUCUCCAGACUAAAGGGAGUGGGGUAGGGAACGUACCACAGGAAACCUUCAGAGCUCCGUACUGUGGCUGCAUUGUCAGCUUCGUCUGAGCUCACAGAGGAAUCCUGGCAUGACAUUUCGAUAGCUCGGCAGCUGUUACUGAAAUCGUUCCCUUGUUCUCAUCUCUUUCUAGUCAGGAGAAAGAAUUUAUUUGGAGAAGCAGUGGCACACAGGGAUCUUUUAUCUUUUAAUAGCAUCAGACUCUUUGACAUUCAGACUCCCCUCCCUCAUGUUUCACUUAGACAUUUUUCACAUGCUGCACUGACUGAAUUUCCCUCUCAUGUUGUGCAAAUACAGGCUAUUUGGGAAUAUGGUCCGGGGAAUACAACAAGAAAUGGAGACCUGGGGUCCCUGGCUUCUAUGUAUCCUUGUGGGCUAUCUGUGUGGCCUAAUGGAGCACAGUGCAGAACUAUCUGACAGCUCUGAAAGAGCUCCCUUGAGCAUCAGAAGCAGUUAAUGCUGUUGCUGGCUAAUUAGUCCUGGUUCUUCUCAGCAGAGGUACUGAGUUUGGCCAGACUGAUAUGCUUAUGUGACUUGCUUCAGUAAUGGGAGCUGUUCCUUCCUCAGCUACAGCAAGCAACCCCCAGAGUGGGCUCUGUCCUAGUGUUUGCCAGGCCUUCUCUCUACUAUUGCUUUCACCUAGACGAGCAGAGGGUUCCCAGUAUUGGCUCUAUGUGCACUGUUUCAAUUCCCCCUCUCAGGCACGUUGCUUCACUCUCAGACUCUGGCUGUAGCUUCGCAGCAAUCCUACGGUCCUGUGGUGCAGCCAGCAUUGGCCUAGAUUGGCACCCUUACACUGGAGUCCUCGAGGGCUUGUGUUUCUGCAUCUGAACUUAGCAGCCUCCGUCCCUGGGGUCUAUGUUAGUAAUUCUAAAGCUAUUUUUGGAUGAGGGGAACAAUGUUAAUUAGACACAGAUGCCUGCGUCUCCUCCUUCGGGAGAGCAAGUGCUUAGAGAACUUGGCUGUCCCUAUUCACUCCCAGGUUGCACAGAUGCCAUGGUGAAGAACUUCAUGCCCUAUUACCAACGACAGCUUGCAGCUGCUGUUCUGAGAGAGAUCUCGAGGGAGUUGGACGCGCAAAGCAAACCCACUCUGCAGCUGCUGCAGAGUCAACUCUGGAAGCCACCUAACAGUCUUCUACAUGAGGGAUUCCUGACCCAGUAUCAUGGGGACUCCCACAAGUGGAAGGAAAAUUAUUUCAUCCUGUUGGGAGAUUGCAGGCUGGAGUGCUUUGAUAGUAAAGAGGCUUGGGGGAAGGGCUGUGAGCCCAGAGAAUCCACUACUCUGUCUGGGUACUUGCUGGUGACCACAUGGAGGGAGUACACCACACUGGUUAACAAUCUCUGCCAGGGAUUUGUAGGUAAUUACUCCCAUGAAGACCAAGACCCUUUAACUGACCCUCCAACAGAGUUUCUGCUCUUCCUCUACCACCCGCUCCGAAAGCAUCUUUGUCUUUGCACAGACUCUGCAGAAUCCCAGCAUACUUGGAAAUCUGCCCUUCAAGAUGGGAUCCGAUAUUGCAGUACAGUUUUACAGAGGAGGGACAAUGUGGAGGUUGAAGCGUUCUUGGAAGCUGUGCGGUUUUACAGGCAAGGAAAAGGUAGCUACAAAGUUGGGGAUCUUCUCCUGGGAACAGAACCAGAGAUUCUCAGUAAUGUGUUGGUGGAGGAUUUGUUGCCAGUACUACAGUCGCAGGUCCUCCCAAAUCUCAAAGGGUCAGAAAACAGGAGGAGACAGACCUGGUGUCAAUUCCUGGAGGAAGUCUACAUGCUGGUCCUCAGCCAGAUUUCUAGUGAAUUCCUGGAUUUUCAGAAGGAGCAAGAGAAACUCCAUAUUCAGCUAGAGAAGAAGAUUCGCCCUGACCUGGAUCAAAUGCUGACUUUAAAGGAUCAGAUAUCCAGAAAACUCCAAGCUGUGGUGCAGAGCCCAGCAGAGUCCUGCUGUCGGCAGGAAGUGGAACCUGACUUGGAUUGUGUGAUGGAGGAGCUCAUGCAUCCGAUCAGCCAAGGAUUUGAUAUGGUACGUUCACGCUUUGUGGACAGAGUUGACGAGAUGAUCACAGUUGUCCAGAGCUCCUCGACCUCCGCCUUGCAGAAGGAGUUUCUCACACUUGGGAAAAUAUCCCAGAACCCUGGAUUCAUGCAUCUCUGUUACGAGAAGGCAGAACUCUAUAAAGACAGCCUGCAGGGAUUGAAGGAGAGAUUUAACUUCUACAGCAUGACAAGUUUGGUCCUCGGAGCUCAGAACCUCAUGCAGCAGCUGAUGCAGAAUUCGAUCCAUACAUUCCAGCAACUUUCAGAGCAACACCUGAGCAUGGCAAAUAACCGCAACCAGAUCACUCAGGUUCUGGAAAAGGUCAAGGGUCGGGUGCUAAAGAAAUUUGAUUACGACAGCAGCUCUAUGCGGAAGCAGUUUGCUCAGGAGUGGCUGCUUCAGAUCUUUCUUCCCUUUCUACUGAAGAGCCUGGAGCCCCAGUGUAAAUUGGAGCUGCCCAAGUAUGAAAGUUACGUGUUUGCUGACUUCAGUGACAUCAUAAACGUGGAAAAUAUUUAUGAAGAAAUGGUUCUGGCUAUAUUGAUGGAGGCAGUCAGCAAAGCCCUGAAAAAAGCCUCCAGCCAGAACAGACACAAUCUUUACAGUGACAGCUUCUCCUGUGUUCCGGACAGUGUGGACAACCUGCAGCGGGAUGCGGCCUCUGAAAUGAGGACAGGAGUUGAAGGUGGUAGUGCUCCAUCAGACAUUGUGACCCUUAUCCCGUCUCAUGUCAGAGAAACUGUGUUAGAUGUGACAGAAUGGGACUAUGAAGGAGGCUGUGCUUGGGUUGCAAACUCUCCAAAAGAUGAAGGCCAGAUCUGCCUACAGGUUUCCACAGAGGCUCUCUGUACAGAAGAAAAAUCUUUGUGUGUGUCGCCUGAUGACAGGAAUUGGAGAAACCAGGUCUUUGGCCCAGACAUGCAGAGUGAAAACAAUGCUAAGAUGGACAACCUGAAUAAAAACAAAUAUCAUGACAAGUCAUGGACCUCUUCUACAGGCACCAAAACCCCACAAGAACCAGACUUCACAAAGGAAUGUUUUGCAGACAAAUGUGUAGCAGAGAACUUGCAAGAGGAAUGGGGGAAAGUAGAUCAGGGAGGUCAGAGGCAUACUGAAGGUUCAGCAUGUAAUCUAGCUUGGAAUAAAGAUGCAGGACAGAGUAGUAAGAAUGGCAAUUCUGAGAAAAAACAAAUAUAUGAAGGAUUAGUGCAGGACCUAGAUCUCUGCACGGAACGUGGUGAUUGCCCUGUGGGUGGAAGUACACCCUCAGCCAGGAACCGCCCAGCAUCACAAACUGCACAGUCUGGCAAACCUUGGGACACCAAUUGGCUUGAGUCCACUUCAGUGCAGGUUACAGAUUUGGCCAGAGAAGCAAGUAGAGAAGAUGGAAAUUUAACAGAUGGAAAAUUACAUGGAACAGCAACAAGUCAUGUGGCAUCAAUUCAAUGGGAGAGAGGCAGAGCAGGAAAAAAUCAGUGUGGUUGGGAAAUGGGCACAAAGAUAGUGGACAAAGGUGAAUCCAGCAAGGGAGAAGUUUGUAAUGGACAAAUGACCCAUCUGUGCCCAUUUCCUGUGAAAGGAACAGGAGAUGCAACUCGCUCACAACAGCUGCAAGUGCACAGUGAUGAAAUGAUCCAUGAAGAAUCCUACACUCCAGAGAUGCCUCCUGCAAUAAAUCUGGAAACAGCUAAAAAUGCCCAGCAGGCAUUCAAGAAUCAUGGGGAUGUGGAUGGGCAGAUCAAAAGCAACUCUAGUGCCUUUUUAAUCACUGGGAGCUUGAGAUAUGAAGAUGUACAAAGGACCCUCAUCCCUGAGCCCGACGAAGCUAGAGAGAUUGCUUGCAAGAUCUCUCAGCCCCCAGAGGAGAACGAAGAGGAAAUGCUACAGGCAGAAUUCAGUGGGACAGAUAGGACUGUGUUUCUCGAGAGCCUCUCCAUAGCCAUUGAAAUGGAAGUAUUCCAAGCAGAUCUGCUAGAAAUGGAUCUUGAAGAUAAGAAACCAGAAAAAUUGUUGCCAACAGACAGCGCCUCUGAAAUCUAAGUACAGAGUCAGAUUUAACUGGCAAUGACAGGCAUGCUGCGAAGAAAUGAAAAAACCUGACACAUUCAGCUUUCCUGACAUGAGGUGAAUUCUUCACAUCCCCACAUCAACACGGAAUUGAGCCCACUUGGGCAAAGGAAAACAUAGAGGGACUGCAGGCCAUGUGGCCUUCUCACCCCAUGUGCCAUCACCUCUACCUGAUGAGAAACUUCUGGACCUUUAGCCAGUGGCAUGGUAGCUGCAGGUCGUCUGCUGGAGGAUCAGUAUGUAGCAUUGACCAACUCCUAAGAGGAGAUGCAGCUAUUUUCAUCCUCAGAGCUGAAAGUAUGUGAAGUUUGAGUGUGCUUCUCCAAGCAACAUGAAUUGAGAAGCUGAGGAACUGGAAAGGAAUGGACUCCCCAAGGCAUGUAAUGCUCAUGCGUGUUGUAUGAUGUACAGGCAGGCCUCGGACUUAUGAGACAAUCGGUUCCUGAAAACUGCAUCCUAAGUCGAAACGUUGUAACUCGGAACCAUUUUUCCCAUAGGAAACAAUGUAAUAAAUGGGGAUUGGUUCCUGAACCGAGGCCUGAUGCCCUAUUUUCACCAAAAAAACCCCAGAAUUUUGUACUCAAUCAAUUAUAGAUGAAUAAUAUAGCUAUAUUAACGCAUUUAUUUUGUAAAUAGCAAUCAUACUGACUUGGAAAGACUUCUCUGAGGUGACUUUGCUAGACUUUCUGAAGGGCUCUUGGUUGGACUUUUUGAAGGGUUCUUGGCUGGAGUCUUCUCGGGAGUCUUGUCUGCUUUCUUAUAGAAAGUGUCCAAGCAAGUUUGGACAGAUGUUCUCCAGGGACACGGGCGAUACAGCGAACUCGUUUGCUGGUGUGGCGUUGCGUCAGAUCAAGCAUUGUAAAGUUGAAACCGAUGUCAGAAAGUUGAAACGCGUGUACAUUUAUAAACUUGAAAUGUUGGAAGUCGG
Messenger RNA from Alligator mississippiensis (American alligator), 5429 nucleotides. RefSeq names its product niban apoptosis regulator 3 (gene NIBAN3). The record is from RefSeq and is a predicted model, not a curated record. Bases 1316 to 4474 code for a protein of 1052 amino acids. NCBI's taxonomy places the organism in Eukaryota, Metazoa, Chordata, Crocodylia, Alligatoridae. The transcript has 13 exons.